Penicillium samsonianum is the source of this 162-nucleotide messenger RNA. RefSeq names its product Glutamate/phenylalanine/leucine/valine dehydrogenase C-terminal. Lineage: Eukaryota; Fungi; Ascomycota; Eurotiomycetes; Eurotiales; Aspergillaceae. The transcript has a single exon. The record is from RefSeq and is a predicted model, not a curated record. The coding region runs from base 1 to 162 and encodes 53 amino acids.
AUGUCGUCUCCCGCAACUACCCCACAGGUGGAGACUCCCAAUGGCAAUGGCGUGAGCUUGCCUAGUCGCCCUCAGCCUAAGCUCUUUGCGAGCCAGGAUGGAAGCUCUGGCACCGGCACCCCCAUCGGUUUCCAGCGCUUUCCCCCCACAACAAGCACUUAG